AUGAACCAAGACGCUUGGUCCUUGGCCCUCGGCGAUGACAGCGACAAUUCGUCCAGUAAAUCAAGCCGCGUCUCCACCAGAUCAACGGAUAGCUCCAAUGAGUCUAGCUGUGAGAGCUCCAUCGACACUCCGCUGUUCAAUGACAAGAGGGAUAGCCGCUCGGGACUGGGCAGCAGCUACGAAAUUAUCACCAGGACCAACCUAAAUGCGUUUGUGCAGAAAAUCGACUUGUGUAUUUCGUUGGAUGAUCAGGCCUACGAUAUAUUAGCCAAGAUUGCGGAUGCCUUCGUUAACGACGUCGCACUGCGGAUUGUUAAGUUGGCCAAGUACCGAAGGGAACGCGUAGGCCUUUUUGACCUGAAAUUUAUUCUUAAAUGCGAGUAUAAUAUGGAGUUUGCUAAUGAUAUAUUUUAA
Messenger RNA from Drosophila bipectinata, 414 nucleotides. It is a transcript of the gene Taf12L, whose product is annotated as TBP-associated factor 30kD subunit alpha-2. The record is from RefSeq and is a predicted model, not a curated record. Gene Ontology annotation, biological process: DNA-templated transcription initiation. Gene Ontology annotation, cellular component: transcription factor TFIID complex. NCBI's taxonomy places the organism in Eukaryota, Metazoa, Arthropoda, Insecta, Diptera, Drosophilidae. Gene Ontology annotation, molecular function: protein heterodimerization activity.